This is a messenger RNA of Cyclopterus lumpus (lumpfish), 2512 nucleotides long. Its product is annotated as serine/threonine-protein kinase PAK 2-like. The record is from RefSeq and is a predicted model, not a curated record. Gene Ontology annotation, biological process: intracellular signal transduction; regulation of axonogenesis; protein phosphorylation. The coding region runs from base 224 to 1780 and encodes 518 amino acids. The transcript has 15 exons. Gene Ontology annotation, molecular function: protein serine/threonine kinase activity; ATP binding. Lineage: Eukaryota; Metazoa; Chordata; Actinopteri; Perciformes; Cyclopteridae. Gene Ontology annotation, cellular component: cytoplasm.
CACACGGGCGGCGGGCAGCUGCUUCUCCCCGCAACCGUAUUUUACGCGCCCUUUGCGAAACGCCCAAUGAGCGCUACGGAAGCCGCGAGGGCCCCUCGAUUCCUCGGUUUUGGCGUCUACGGCGUUCCGCUUCCUCUCCGAAGUUCCUCCCCGGACCAAACAAGGAGCCAGUCCGAGAGAACUCGGGGAGAAAGACGGGGCAAAUAAGUGUACCUGUGUGUAGAUGUGUGACAGCGGAGUGUGCGAGGACAAGCCCCCCGCCCCCCCUGUCAGGAUGAGCAGCCAAGGAGGAGGAGCCAAGGACCCCCAGUCGGCCAAUCACAGCUCUCGGCCGCUGCCGUCUGUGCCCGAGGAGAGGAAGUCCAGAAACAAGAUCAUCUCCAUGUUUGCCUCUGAGAAAGGAGGCAGGAAGAAGGACCGGGACAAGGACAGACCCGAGAUCUCCUCCCCCUCAGACUUUGAACACACCAUCCAUGUGGGUUUUGAUUCAGUCACUGGAGAGUUCACUGGCAUGCCGGAGCAGUGGGCCCGUCUCCUGCAAACCUCCAACAUCAGUAAAUCAGAGCAGAAACAGAAUCCUCAGACCGUCCUCGACAUUCUCAAGUUCUACGACUCCACCAGUGGAAAACAGAAAUACCUCAGUUUUUCCGCCUCGGAUAAAGACUCUCAGUCGCCCGGCAAGCAGGGCACGGCGACCUCCCAGUCAGGUGGCAAAGAUGGAGAGGAUGACGACGAUGACGACACGCCGCCUCCGGUGGUGGCGCCGCGGCCGGAACACACGAAAUCGGUGUACACGAGGUCGGUGAUAGACCCGCUCCCGGCUCCGGAGGUAGACGGCGCCUCUAAGGCAGCUGACAGGCAGAAGAAGAAGGGCAGCGGCAAGAUGACCGACGAGGAGAUCAUGGACAAGCUCAGAACUAUUGUCAGCAUUGGAGAUCCUAAGAAGAAAUACACUCGCUAUGAGAAGAUCGGCCAGGGGGCGUCUGGCACAGUUUAUACAGCCAUAGAUGUCGCCACAGGACAGGAGGUGGCCAUCAAACAGAUCAACUUGCAGAAGCAGCCGAAGAAGGAGCUGAUUAUCAAUGAGAUCCUGGUCAUGAAGGAGAUGAAGAACCCCAACAUCGUCAACUUCGUAGACAGUUUCCUCGUAGGAGACGAGCUCUUUGUGGUGAUGGAGUACCUGGCCGGCGGCUCCCUAACCGAUGUUGUGACGGAGACGUGCAUGGACGAGGCUCAGAUCGCAGCAGUCUGCAGAGAGGUCCUCCAGGCUCUGGAGUUUCUUCAUGCCAACCAGGUCAUCCACAGGGACAUUAAGAGCGACAACGUACUGCUGGGGAUGGACGGCUCAGUCAAACUCACUGACUUUGGCUUCUGCGCCCAGAUCACUCCGGAGCAGAGCAAACGUAGCACCAUGGUGGGAACCCCGUACUGGAUGGCUCCAGAGGUGGUGACCAGGAAGGCCUACGGCCCCAAAGUGGACAUUUGGUCUCUGGGCAUCAUGGCCAUAGAGAUGGUGGAGGGAGAGCCUCCGUAUCUCAACGAGAACCCACUCAGGGCGUUGUACUUAAUCGCCACCAACGGGACCCCUGAGCUGCAGAGCCCAGAGAAGCUGUCUCCCGUCUUCAGGUCUUUCCUGUCCCGCUGUCUGGAGAUGGAUGUGGAGAAACGAGGAUCAGGCAGAGAACUGCUGCAGCACCCAUUCCUGAAGCUGGCCAAGCCUCUGUCCAGCCUCACCCCGCUCAUCCUGGCCGCCAAGGAGGCCAUGAGGAGCAACCGCUAGACGGACAGUCUCUCAGGACUAUUAAGAGCUGAUGCCAGUGGCGGCCAAACCAGCCGCCAUCUUCUACCAGUCUGCGUUCAAUGACCAUCAGCAACCUGCUAUUCUUUUUUUUUUUCUUUUCUUUUUUUACCUCACAAGGGUCACAAAAACUCCUCUGCAGUGUUCCCGGUGUUUCUGUACUGGUGCCAGAUUUAUCCUUCCUUCCUUGUGCCUUGUUCUAAAGCCGCAUACAGCCACCAUGGGUUUUCUAUUUGUUGCAGCCGGAGCACGUGUGUGUGUGUGUGUGUGUGUGUUGUUGUUGUUGUUGUUGAUGUUGACAUGCUGACUUACUACAGUAUGCAUAUGAGGAAUGUGGUUUCACGGUUAUUUAAACAUCAUGGGCCGUGUUCACAACGGAUCUUAUCGGCCCUGGGAGGCAUUUCGGUGUGAGGAACGGAUGCCAACGAUGGUCCAUGUAGGGGAGAGUUGAGCAACAUCAUCUCUGCUGUUGCGGGAUUGUUUAGAUUUUGUUGGUGAGCUGUCAUCCAAAUACAUGAGGUUCAUUAUCGUUUUCGUUACAUUUUGAAUGCUGAUUUGCUCUGUGAAUUGCUCUUCGACGUAGUUUGAGACAAAGUUGCUCUUAUUUUGAGCCUUUUCUUCGACGGGUUAGCAGCUUCUUUUUCAGCUAUGAGACUUUUCAUUAUUACAGAAUUAUUAUUUUUUCCUCUUCCAGAUAAAAGUUUUAGAACGUGA